CAAAGCCUCCGGCGAGUUUCUCCGAUCCAACUCCCCGGCGGUUGCAAACCUCUCAUCAUCAGAACUGCUGAUCUCCCCCUCAAGUACAAUCUCGAUGAUGAAUGGUACCGUUAUCACAUCAACAGGAUGUCCAAGGUUUCUGGAAUCUUGCUCAACACUUUCGAGGAGCUCGAAUCGGAACCACUUCGAGCCAUCGGAGAAAAUAGUUUCUACAAAGAGAUAGAUACGCCACCGACUUUUCCGAUCGGACCAUUGGUAAAAGAAAUCGAACCGGUUUCCAGAAGUAGAGAAGAAUGUAUUAUGAAUUGGCUUGAUAAGCAGCCUUCGGGUUCUGUAGUGCUUGUGGCGUUUGGAAGCUUCGGGAGGUUAUGUGCAGAGCAGAUCAGUGAGCUAGCGUGGGGACUGGAGCUGAGUCAGCAGCGGUUUCUAUGGGUGGCGCGUGCAGAAGAAGAGAAGGAUCUUCCAGAAGGGUUUGCUGAGAGGACACGUGGGACGGGGAUGGUGGUGGAUUCAUGGGUCCCGCAGGUGAGGGUGUUAGGGCACGUGUCAACGGGUGCGUUCUUGUCGCACUGCGGGUGGAACUCGGUGAUGGAGAGUGUGUGCAACGGGGUGCCAUUGAUUGCAUGGCCACUUCACGCUGACCAGAUGAUGAAUGCCACCAUGAUAGCGGAGGAGAUUGGGGUGGCUGUGAAGGUGAAGGUGUUUGGGAGGGAGGAGAUAGGGAGAGUGGUGAGGGGUGUAAUGGAGGGUGAAGAAGGGAAGGCGGUGAAAGAGAGAGUCAAAGAGGUCAAAGAGAGUGUGUUGAAAUUGUUGGCCAAAGGUGAGUCAAGUUACGAGGCACUUGAUUCUCUUAUGCUUCAACACCGGAAGCUAAUCACAUGACAAAUUUAAUAUUAUGCAUCUAUUGAUUACGGGAGUGUUUGGUUUAGCAUUUUGAAAACACAGCAAGUAUGUUUAAUUUUUUUUUUAACGUCGGAACUUUUUAUAUGGUUAUUUUUUCUUUUUCUGAACGCAAAUAUUAUGCAUCUAUCGAUUAAAUCAUCCCAGCAAAGUUUGCGACUAUGUUACUCUAUCUACAAACAACAAUAAUCAGCAGAUAUAAUUAGACAAUUGAAUUAACUUUGAGUUAUUAAGACAGCAGUAUUUUUGUUCCCAAAUUUUAUAUUAUUUGGCUGCAUAAUCAG
This is a messenger RNA of Arachis ipaensis, 1184 nucleotides long. RefSeq names its product anthocyanidin 3-O-glucosyltransferase 5-like. Gene Ontology annotation, molecular function: UDP-glycosyltransferase activity. The record is from RefSeq and is a predicted model, not a curated record. NCBI's taxonomy places the organism in Eukaryota, Viridiplantae, Streptophyta, Magnoliopsida, Fabales, Fabaceae.